Momordica charantia (bitter melon) is the source of this 1723-nucleotide messenger RNA. It is a transcript of the gene GCD1, whose product is annotated as ribosomal protein L20. The record is from RefSeq and is a predicted model, not a curated record. Lineage: Eukaryota; Viridiplantae; Streptophyta; Magnoliopsida; Cucurbitales; Cucurbitaceae.
GCCAAAGAAGAAGAACGAGGGCAAAAUAAAAGGCAAAAUCUCCUCUUCUUCCCUCAACUAUUACAUCUCCCUCCUUUCUUCUCUCACUCCCAUAGACGCCACCUCUCUUCCUUCUUCUCUGCUCUUUUCAUCCACAUUCAACUCGAAUCUGCACCGGACGGAUUCGUGACUGUCGGCGAGAGGGGUAUAAUUUGACCAUGCAAAAUCUGCAUCAUUUAAUUAGUCGUCUCAGUUCUACUUCUCUUGGAAAAAGCACGAAUACUUCGAGACUUCUGAAACAAAAUGUGAAAUCUAGUUUAAUUUCUGAUUCGGUAACUACAUUGAAGCAUGGUCAAGGAGCUUGGUUGACCAAUUUGAGAGAAUUCUCUGCAAAAUCUGGUGGAUUUGAUGAAGGUGAUGCUAAGAAUGAAUGGGAUAAGAGUGUGAGUAAAUCGUUUUCUGGCACUACAUCAGAUGAUUUAGGUUGGGAUUCUGUUUCCUCCUGGUCUACUGGAUUGACCAAAGAGCAUUUUGAUGGAGAGGCUGUGGGCCGCAGGACUAGUGGAGGUGGGGACUCACCAAAAUCGCCUCAGUCUUCAUUAGUUUCCGGGUUGCAAGAGAUUGAGGACAGAAUAAGGGAAUUAGAAGCGGAAAACCGGAAAAGCAAGGGCUUUGUGGACGAGUGGGGUGAAAGGAUGAGGGAGAUUAGCAUUCUUUUGAAACAAGUGAGAGAGCCUGGUGCUAGAGGGACUUAUCUCAAGGACUCAGAGAAGGCUGAGAUGUAUCGCUUGCACAAGGAAAACCCUGAGGUGUAUACUGUCAAGAAGCUUGCUAAAGAUUACAGGAUUAUGAGGCAAAGGGUUCACGCCAUUCUUUGGCUGAAAGAGCUUGAAGAGGAAGAGGAGAAGAAACUGGGCCACCCCUUGGAUGAUUCCGUUGAGCUUUUACUCGAUACUUGCCCAGAAUUCUUCAAAUCCCAUGACCGUGAAUUCCAUGUCGCAUCACUUCCUUACAAACCCGAUUUCAAGGUCAUGCCAGAGGGUUGGGAUGGUACAACCAGAGAUUUGGAUGAAGUGCAUUACGAGAUCUCCCAAAACGAAGAUGAUAUGUUAUACAAAGAAUUUGUCGAGAAGAUGAAUUUCAACAAAAAGAAAAUUGCAGGAGAGGUGUUCCGCCACAAGUAUAGUAGGCGCCGGCCUUCAGAUGGGUGGAAAUUCACGGUAGAGAAAAUGGGACCUCGAGGGAAACGGGGCGGUGGUGGUGGAUGGAAGUUCGUCAGCUUGCCCGAUGGUUCCAGCAGGCCAUUGAACGAGAUGGAGAAGAUGUAUGUGAGACGAGAGACGCCUCGCCAUCGACGUAAAAUCCUUCCAUGAUAAGUUUUGAGAUCCCCCGUGUCAGUUCUGUUUUGUGUAUUUGAUGAUAUAGAUAGCUUGAAAGAAACUGGUAGAUCCCCCAGGAUGAUUUCAUAAUUUUCUUCUGUGACAUCAUCUGAAGUAGAAUUUUCUCUCUCUCUCUCUCUCUCUCUCUUUUUCAUGACUGACCAUGUUUUUGGCUCAACUCUUUGCUUUGAUGUAGUAGUUUGCCCUGAGUCUGCAAAAUAAUAGGUUUUAAUGGGAUCUCAUAUUUUUCAAUCCUAUCUGAUCUUGUAAUCUAGCCCAAGGAUGUAAGGUUGGAGAAAGAUAUUGAUAAAUAUGGUUGAAACAUUUUAUUUAGGUUAAAUUAUAAGUUUAGUUUUGGAGUUUAA